AUGAGGAUCUCCAGAUCGUCUCCAUGGCCGAUUCUCGUAGCCUUCAUAGCAGGCACUGUGAUUUUGGGGGUUCUGACGAGCUCUUUUCGCGGCGUGUGGAACCCUCGCGAAGGGCUCGAAUUCGUGGCCAGAACUCCCUCCGGCGUGCCCGGAUUUCCUCCGGCGUUCGCCUACUUGAUUUCCGGCACCGGCGGCGAGAGCAAGAGGAUGCUGAGGCUUCUGAAGGCGGUCUACCACCCGAGGAACAAGUACCUUCUCUACAUGGACGCGGUGUCAUCGGAGGAGGAGAGAACUGCCUUAGCCGUCUGCGUGAGGUUGGAGAAGGUUUUUAGGGUUUUCAGAAAUGUUCAUAUGGUGGGCAAGAGCUACGCAGUCGACAGCACAGGCCCGUCCUCUCUCGCUGCAACGCUGCACGGCGCCGCCGUGCUCCUGAAGAUGGGGGGCGAGUGGGACUGGUUCGUCACCUUGAGCUCCUCGGACUACCCGAUCGUCACCCAGGACGGUAAGCUUCCGCCAGCACGCUCACCUCCCUCCUCCGAUCGCGAUUGGAAGGCUCUGAGGUCUGAUCCCGUCUGUUCUUCAUCUUUCUGGGCAGCCACCCGGAGAGUAGGGGAAUCCGAUCGAUUCAUUUAUAUUCAUUGGAUCAUCUGUUCAUUUCCCUUUCCAUAGAUAGAUAAAAUUUCCUUCUUUUUUCCUUUUUGUUAGAUCUUCUCCACACCUUCACCGAUCUGCCGAGGGACCUGAAUUUCGUUGACCACACGAGUGAUCUCGGCUGGAAACGGUGAGUGGCGGCAUCUCUUUCACUUCCUGCCGCAUAAUCUGGUUCCGCUCCCGUGAUUAAUUGACUUCGCAUACACCGUGGUCAGGUACCAUCGAUUUGAAAGAAUCACCGUUGAUCCGAAUCUCUACAUGGGCAAUAAUAGUAAACCCUUCAUCGCCAAGGAAUCCCGCAGAUCGCCCGACGCAUUCACCAUCUUCACCGGUUGGUCUCCGCCUUCAUCUAGUUCGUCAUCCCCGUAUGACCUUGGUGUUCUUGACCGAGAAGGGAGCUAGACUGUUUGUGAUCUGAUCAUCCCCCACGACGUUGCAGGAUCUCCGUGGGUGAUUCUCAGCAGGAGUUUCGUGGAGUACUGCGUUCAUGGCUGGGAGAACCUGCCGAGGCAGCUGCUGAUGUACGCCGCCAACGUGCCAUUCCCUCUGGAGUUCUACUUCCACACGGUUCUCUGCAACUCCCCGCAGUUCAGGAAUACGACGGUCAACGGUGACCUGCGGUUCUUCGUCUGGGACAACCCCCCGAAGGAGGAGCCGCUCUUGCUCAACAUGACGCACUUCCGGCGGAUCGUGAGGAGCGGGGCGGCGUUCGCGCGGCGGUUUGCGGAGGACGACGUCGUUCUGAGGAAUCUGGACAGGAAGGUUCUGAGGCGCUCCUCCGCCGCCGGGAGGUGGCGGUGCACGGAAGGAGCGGCGGAGGCGGCGGAGAAGGCCCAAUGCGGGAGCUGGGGAGACAUCGGCGCCGUCGAGCCCGGGCCCUCCGGGAGGAGGCUCAAGAGCUCGGUUGCCGGGCUCGUGGCGGAAGAGAGGCGGCGCUCGGACCAGUGCAGGUCUCGAUGA
Spirodela intermedia is the source of this 1611-nucleotide messenger RNA. Lineage: Eukaryota; Viridiplantae; Streptophyta; Magnoliopsida; Alismatales; Araceae. The record is from the annotation of a GenBank genome assembly.